Poecilia latipinna (sailfin molly) is the source of this 1287-nucleotide messenger RNA. Its product is annotated as unconventional myosin-Vb-like. Gene Ontology annotation, molecular function: GTPase binding. The record is from RefSeq and is a predicted model, not a curated record. The transcript has 5 exons. NCBI's taxonomy places the organism in Eukaryota, Metazoa, Chordata, Actinopteri, Cyprinodontiformes, Poeciliidae. The coding region runs from base 37 to 732 and encodes 231 amino acids.
GGUUCUGACCCAUAUCUCUACCCCUUAGUGUCGGCCAUGUUGGAGAGCGAGAGCAUUCCCAGCCUGGCCGGAGUCAAGUCCAUGGGCUACAGGAACCGCUCGUCCAGCAUGGACACGGACGCGGACGGGCCCACCACCUACACCCUGCAGGGCCUCAUCCGGCAGCUCAGCCAGUUCAACAGCAUCAUGAGGGACCACGGACUGGACCCCGAGGUGGUGGGCCAGGUGGUCCGCCAGCUCUUCCACUGCAUCAACGCCUUCACCCUCAACAACCUGCUGCUGCGUAAGGACGUCUGCUCCUGGAGCACGGGCAUGCAGCUCAGGUACAACACCAGUCAGCUGGAGGAGUGGCUGCGAGCCAACAACCUGUUCCAGAGCAAAGCUUCGGCCACGCUGGAGCCCAUCAUCCAGGCCGCCCAGCUGCUGCAGGUCAAGAAGAAAACGUCUCAGGACGCCGAGGCCAUCUGCUCGCUGUGCACGGCUCUGACCGUGCAGCAGAUCGUGAAGAUCCUGAACCUCUACACGCCUCUGAACGAGUUCGAGGAGCGAGUCACCGUGUCCUUCAUCAGAAACAUUCAGAGCGUCCUCCAGGAGAGGAACGACCCGCCGCAGCUGCUGCUGGACACCAAGCACACCUUCCCCGUCCUGUUCCCCUACGCCCCGUCCGCCCUCAGCCUGGAGGCCGUGCACAUCCCCGCCUCCCUGGGGCUGGACUUCCUGGUCCGGGUCUGACCCCGCCUCCUGGGGCUGGACUUCCUGGUCCGGGUCUGACCCCGCCUCCUGGGGCUGGACUUCCUGGUCCGGGUCUGUCCCCGCCUCCUGGGGCUGGACUUCCUGGUACGGUGUGGCCCCACCCCCUCAGACUGAUGCUCAGCACCGGCCUUCAUUUCCUUCCUCUGGAUCUUCAAGGUCGAUCUCUGACCCUCCAGCAGAAUUCGGUCUGGUUCGGCCCGGUUCUGCUCCUCUUUAGGUUUAGUUCGAGGAAGGAGGCGGAGCCAGUGACCUAGGAGGGUUAAAGGUCACUUCCAGGUUCUUCCAGAUGGAUGUUGGGUAGAAGAUCCGCCCCCCACUCCUCUGUCUCAACCAGAACCAGAACUCUAAACCAAUCAGAACUCUUCAUCCUCCAGAUUUCUCACUAAUCAGAACCAGAAGUUACCAAAAUAAAAGCAUGUUAGUCUGCUUCCUGUGUGAUUCCUCCAGCUAACCCUAACCCUAAUGUGCAAAAUAUUUAAACCAGCUGAACUUUCUAUCAUCAUCUGUAAUAAAGGUUUUAAUAUUUCUGUGUAA